Messenger RNA from Prunus dulcis (almond), 1140 nucleotides. Its product is annotated as putative methyltransferase DDB_G0268948. The transcript has 2 exons. Bases 22 to 810 code for a protein of 262 amino acids. Lineage: Eukaryota; Viridiplantae; Streptophyta; Magnoliopsida; Rosales; Rosaceae. The record is from RefSeq and is a predicted model, not a curated record. Gene Ontology annotation, molecular function: S-adenosylmethionine-dependent methyltransferase activity.
CCAAAAACUCAAUAGAGAAAUAUGGCGGAUCUGUUCAUCAAACAAUCAAAGCAAUAUGCUAAGGCUCGGCCAGAUUACCCAGAAGAGCUCUUUGAUUACAUUGCCUCCAAGACCAAUUGCCACGACCUCGCAUGGGACGUCGGCACCGGUAACGGCCAGGCUGCCGGAUCCCUAGCUGGGAUCUACAAGAAUGUCAUAGCCACAGAUACAAGCCAAAAACAACUUGAGUUUGCAAUCAAGCUGCCCAACAUUCGCUAUGAGCAUACCCCUGCAGUUAUGUCUAUAGCUGAGGUUGAACAAAAAUUGGCACCAAAAUCAAGCAUAGAUUUGGUGAUCGUUGCUCAGGCUCUACAUUGGUUUGACCUCCCUACUUUCUACCAAGGCGUGAAUUGGGUGCUGAAAAAACCCAAUGGUGUCCUUGCUGCGUGGUGCUAUACAGUUCCUCGGGUUAACAACGUCGUAGACACCGUCUUUGAUCGAUUCUAUACCGUUGAUGUCGACCCUUAUUGGGAUCCACAGCGUAAAUUGGUGGACAACAAGUAUAGAAGCAUCGAUUUUCCGUUUGCGCCAGUGGAUGGAGAAGAUAACACAGGACCCUUUGAGUUUGUGACAGAGAGGUUGAUGGACUUGGAUGGUUUUUUCACAUACAUAAGGUCAUGGUCUGCAUAUCAGACAGCAAAGGAGAAGGGUGUUGAGCUUUUGAGUGAUGAUGUGAUUGCGGCAUUUAGGGAAGCUUGGAAUGAUGGUGGAGAUGGCAAUAAGGCUGUGAAGUUUCCUGUCAAUUUGAGGAUUGGAAGAGUGGGGAAUUAAUUAAUGCUGGCAUCAUUUUCUAAAAGCCUUGAAGAUUAAAAAGUACUUGUAACCUUCGAAUAAUUUGUGAUGCAUGCCCUUGGUUGGAGAAUAAUGUGAUAUUCUUCCUAAACAAGAGUAUCACUUGGUUUUAGAGUACAUUUGCCUCAAUGCCAUCUCAAUUAGUCAAGAAAAGCUGUUGUAUUUGUUUUGAUGUAGGGCAAGUGAUAGAUGAGUUUGGUCUUUGUUAGCAAGUAUAAGGCUUAUUUGUUGAAAUGCCCUUGUGGUUUGCGUUUUGUCUCAAUUUACCCUUUGAAUGUUUAAUUGACUAAAUGUUCCUCCCGUGCUUUA